AGAGAGAAGAGAGAGAAAGAGAGAGAGAGAGAGCGAGAGAGAGAGAGAGAGAGAGAGAGAGAGAGAGAGAGAGAGAGAGAGAUGAGAGAGAGAAGAGAGAGAGAGAGAGAGAGAGAAGAGAGAGAGAAGAGAGAGAAGAGAGAAGAGAGAGGAGAGAGAGAGAGAGAGAGAGAGAGAGAGAGGAGAGAGAGAGAGGAGAGAGAGAGAGAGAAGAGAGAGAGAGAGAGAGAAGAUCGAGAGAGAGAAGAGAGAAAGAGAGAGAAAGAGAGAGAGAGAAGAGAGAAGAGAGAG
This is a messenger RNA of Priapulus caudatus, 291 nucleotides long. RefSeq names its product zinc finger CCCH domain-containing protein 13-like. The transcript has a single exon. The record is from RefSeq and is a predicted model, not a curated record. The annotation marks the transcript as partial. NCBI's taxonomy places the organism in Eukaryota, Metazoa, Priapulida, Priapulimorpha, Priapulimorphida, Priapulidae.